Messenger RNA from Salpingoeca rosetta, 2626 nucleotides. RefSeq lists its product as uncharacterized. The record is from RefSeq and is a predicted model, not a curated record. The coding region runs from base 39 to 2597 and encodes 852 amino acids. The transcript has a single exon. Gene Ontology annotation, cellular component: plasma membrane; cell wall. Lineage: Eukaryota; Choanoflagellata; Craspedida; Salpingoecidae.
GAUUGAUACACAUCGCACGCGCGACAAACGCACGCAAGAUGGUGAGCUGGAGCAAACAACAGGGUGGCGACGACCAAUACGUGACGCUUGAUGGCGGCACGCUGCUCGGAGGGUCGUCGCAAGUCGACACAAGCAGUGCAAGCGCGACCCACCAGCAGCAGCGGGCAGCCAUCAACUUCCACUAUGCCAACCCACUCUACACCGCCGGCCCGCCCAGAUACCAUGCACCAGGGUACGAUGACACGCACCAUGUCACCAAUCCAUUGUACGAGAGCACGCAGCCUACUACGUCCACGACACCCAGCAGCAGCAGCAGCAGUGGCAUGGUGCAACGGCCUGGCGUGUACGCUGUGCCACCUGUUUCACCGUUUGCAGACACGCAGCAGAGCUACACGGCGGUUAAGGUCUCGAGAUCAACCGAUUGCUGCUCAUCACGUUGCACCAAGCUCGUGCUCGCGGCAAUUGCCUUGCUGCUCCUGCUCGCCGCCGCGGUGGCGGUGCCUCUUGUGCUGACAUCGCCCGCAGGGAACCAAGGCGCUUCAAGCUCCUCAAACAACAACAAUGGCGGUAGCAGCGGUGCCGGCAGUGGCGGAGAGGUGGGAACGAGCACAACCACAGCGUCACGAGCAGUGUUCACCACCACCACCACAACCACGACCACCACGACCACCACAACCACGACCACAACCACAACCACGACCACCACCACCACCACAACCCCAACCACAACCACGACCACCACCACCACCACCACCACCACAACCACGAGCACACCACCACCUGCACUGCUGCUGAACUGCUCAGACGCAAGCUCGCGCGCAGCGGUCGUGGCAGCAAAGCUGGACGAAGUGACUGGCAUUGUGGACUGCUGCUGUGACGAGGUUCUCGGGCUGCGCCGGGUCAAUGGUGACGUGAGGGCAUCACCAACAGUGCAGAGUGUCCAGUUUGGUUCCAUCACCCACGUCGCAGGCAGCGUGGUGUUGUCCGGCUCCGCCAUGCACACGCUGACCUUCGACAACCUGACGCACAUUGGCGGGACCCUGAGCGUGGCUGGCACGCCACUGACCAACCUUGAUCUGGGCCCGCUCACGGAGAUUGGUGGCAGCCUGGUGCUGAGCUCCACCAUGCAGCUGGCGGCCGUCACCUUUGGCGCCAUCACCAGCAUUGGUGGCAGCGUCGUGCUCAGCAACUCCGGGGUGAUGACGGUGACGACGACACCUGGUAUCGGCCUUGGUGUCGCUGGCGCCAUUGUCGUUUCGCAGAACAUGCAGCUGGACGUGCUUGACCUGAACAGCAUCACCAUGGUAGGCGGGAGCCUGCAAGUGACGUACCAGCCACUGUGCACGCGCAUCGACAUUGGCAACACCACGCGCGUUGGUGGCAGCCUGCUCAUCAACCAGAGCCCACUCCUGCACACCAUCGCGGCUCUGAAGCUGACACACAUUGGCGGGGCGAUGGAGAUCAAGGACAACCCCAACCUGGAAACCCUGUCCCUACCGCUGCUUAGGCACGUCAACGGCGACGUGACAAUCUUCUUCAGCAGCGUCUCCAACGGCCUCCAUCUUGGGCACGCGCUGUCGGAGAUUGAGGGCACGCUCACGGUGGGCGGGACGAACCUGCCCAGCCUCGACAUCACGGCUUUGCUUAUUAUGGGCAAUGUGGUCGUCAGCGACAACUUUGCAUUGGCGGACGUUGCCUUUGCCGGCACGAAGCAGGUGGGAGGCAGCGUCACCAUGCGCUUCAACCCUGUAUUGGCGUCGGUGGACCUAGGGUCCCUCGCCACCAUUGGCAACAACCUCCAUCUCCAAGGCAGCAGCCAAGAGCGGGCUGCCCUGAGCUCUGUCAACUUUGGCCAGGUGACAUCGGUUGCUGGCAGCGUGGACAUGUCAUACACGUCGCUGGUGCAGGUCAAGUUUGGCCCCUUGCGGCGUGUUGCUGGCAGCAUCCUGUUGAAGGGCGCGCAGCUGCAGCAGGUUGCGUUUGAUCAGGUGACGAUGGUGGGUGGUGUUGUUGUGUUGGCCAACAAUGCCCUCACGCGUCUGGCGCUGCCUUUGCUGGAGCGUGUGGGCGGCAGCAUUGAGGCCGCAUUCAACGUCAUCACCAGUGUUGUGUUCGACCGCCUGACAUUCGUUGGCGGCAGCGUCGACCUCUCUAACAACAACAUUGCCGCGCUCGACCUCAAGGGGCUACGAGAGAUUGGGGAUGCGCUCAGUGUGCAUUACAAUAGCAUCACCAGCAUCAGCCUGGGUGCCCUGACGAGCCUUAAAGCGAUCCAAGCCAACAACAACCUGCUGUCUCGCUUCUCCCUCUCCAGCCUCAACCGCGUUGUCGACGUCUACCUGCAGGACAACCAGCUCACGUCUGUUGUCUUUGGCGCCUUCCCUCCGCGCAUCACGGGCACCCUGCGGCUUGAGAACAACGCCCUGUCAACGCUGAGCAUGAUUGGCGUGGAUGGUGAGUCCACUCUGGAAGUGUACGCGCAGGGUAAUCCGUUUCAGCCAGGCGCUGGCGUGACGUGCUCCCUGACCACAGCCUGCAUCUGCGUUGAUACAGGCACGGUGUUGAACCGCUGCCCCGCGUUUUGCGCCAUCUGCUAGCUCCCGUGUGUGUGUGUGUGUGUGUGCGU